Messenger RNA from Oryzias melastigma (Indian medaka), 3138 nucleotides. RefSeq names its product armadillo repeat containing 2 (gene armc2). NCBI's taxonomy places the organism in Eukaryota, Metazoa, Chordata, Actinopteri, Beloniformes, Adrianichthyidae. The record is from RefSeq and is a predicted model, not a curated record. Gene Ontology annotation, molecular function: protein binding. Gene Ontology annotation, biological process: sperm axoneme assembly; cilium organization.
UCAAACUCAAGCACCUGAUAGUGGUUAGGAUCUACGCAUGCGCGAGUUGCCCCGUCUGGACAAACUUUCAGACUCCAUCCCUAAAAUGUUUGUUAUCCAGUUUUAUGUUGAUAUUUUCCUGUUAUUGUCGUGAACUUCCACACGGAGAGACUCUCUGCAGCCGGAGGAGCGUGAAGGACCUAAACCUUCGCCAUGGAGCUGAAGCACGAGAUUUGUCACCCUUUCAUCUCACACUCCAACAUGUCGAAGAAGAAAACGUGUUCAGAGAUAAUCCGGGAAGCCAGGCAGUCGCUGCGGGUUCAGUCCACCCAGAGACCCUUUACUCCGAGGGAGAGUCACAGACAGCUCUUCGGAGUAAACUCUGUUCGAGCGAGUCACGCCAACAGACCCUCCUCUACAUUCAGUGUGUGCGCUCAGAACUUUGAUGCUUCAAACUCCAGACCGCCUUCAGGAAAUCGUCUUCCUCCUCUGGAUCAUAAACCCAAAUUUCCAGAAACUGUUCCGAAACCCCCACUGGAGGCCAGGAGGGGGCUUGCAGGAGUUCGGGUGGUCGUCCUGAAAGCCGGAUCCGUCGCCACGCUGCAGCCUUUGGAAGCCCAGCAAAAAAAUGAUCAAUCCAGACUAAAUUCAGAUCUAAAGCUCUCGCCGACGAAACGACUUUCCAGUCCGGUCCGUACCACACUUCACAAAGUCAAACCUCACAGCGCGGGAAGCGAAAGCUCUGGAGCCAAAACCACAGAACAAAGCCAUCACAAAACAGGUCUGGAGGAUGGAAACUCGAGCACAGAGGAUGCAGAUGUACUGGUGUUUAAUGAUAAAGUUACUCUUCUCCUACAAGAGCUGGAGAGUGAAGCUGCAGGCAGUUCGACGGACUCCCUGACGCACCUGUGCGAGCUGUGCGAGCGUCUCCAUGGCGCCCUGAGCGACGCCCGCAUGCUCGGCCGGCGCUGUAAGAGGAGGUCGGAGAUCCUGCGAGUUCUGUUCCGUCUCAUUGACCUCCGGUCAGCUCGGCUCAGCCUGCACAUUUCCAAGCUCUGCCUCGCUCUCUCUGUCAGUGGAAACAAUCUACUCAACAUCUGUAAACUCAUCUUUAAGAUUAGCCGCAGUGAAAGCCACGAUAUCCUCUUCAGAAACACAUCCAUCAUCGAGUUGCUGCUAGGCGUGCUGCACACUGAGGACGUGUCUGCGUCCGGAGAAGCGUUGCUGUACUGCGUCGCCACCUUCAAAUUCCUCUCUGGAAACGCGUCGGUCCUCAAAGUCUUACUUGAGCAAAACUUCGUCGCUGCGGUUCAGACGCUCAUCCAGAAGCUGUGCGAGGCGGAGGAAGUCACAACUGCAGGACACAUCCUUGUACAGCUGACGGCCACAAUGAGGAAUCUUGCAGAUCACCCAGACGCCCGGACGCUCUUCGUCUCCUUUUCCAUCCUUCCCGCGCUCUGCCUGGUGCUGCGUCUCUACUGGGACGAUCAGGACAUCUGCACUAACACCUCCAGAAUUUUCAGUAAACUCUCGUCUUACUCUGAGUGCUGUCUCGCGUUGGCUCAAAUCCCUGAAUGCUACCCUACGACUUUAGGAGUGUUGAGUAGACACCCACAAAAGCCAGAUCUCGUCGUCCGGCUCCUCUUCACCCUCGGGAACCUCACAGCCAAAAGCAGCGAUUCCCGCCAGCAGCUCUUCGAGUGUGACGGCUGCAUGGACGCUGUCGUCCAGCUUUACAACAUCUACCAGAGGAGAGAGCGGUCGCCCGACGCCGGCAAGGAAGCAGAUGACGUGCUGGUGAAGCUGGUCAGGCUGCUGGCCAACAUGAGCAUCCACCCAGCGGUCGGACCGCUGCUCGCCACGAACACCGCCUGUGUUCAUCUUCUGAUGGAGACGCUGGGCUGGUGGACUGCCUGGGAGAUUUUGGACCAUGUGACUGGCAGCUAGCAGGCCAGGCAUGCCAGGCUGUGUGGAAUCUGACUGGUGGAGGGUCCGAGGAGCUGCUAGACCCCCAAGAAAGAGAAACGCUACUCAGGAUUCUUGAAGCAUACUCAGAUGAAGGCGCUCUGGAGAAGAUUGAAAAGGAAGAUAAAAUGGAAGCCCACAAGGCAUGCUGGGAGUUAGAGUUCCUCCCCAUUGCUCAGGAACUGAUGAAGGCACUGGACCCCACAGGGUUUCAGCAGUGUGGGCUCGCCAAGUUCGGACUUUCCUGAGAGGGGCAGGCACACCCCAUCCAGAGCAGACCUCCACUCCCCGGACCCGAACACACCAACCCGCUUUAAUCGGUUCCACAAAGUUUGGAACAAAUACGAGGAACUGAGGGGAAAUAAAGGAAACUGGAAGCAGGUCCUCGGAUUUGCAUUGAUGUCUCGGUGAACUAUAGGUGCUGCGGUGGAGAAUCCAAGGGAAGAGGCGUAACUCUGCGAGGCUGGAGUGGCUGUGUGGAAGAGCGAGUUCCCUGGGAUGUUAUUCUAACAGAGGGAGGGCAGCUGUCACAAUACAACAUGCUCAGGAAAAAAAAAAAAAAAAACUGAAAAUGCCAAACCUUUUCCGUCUAUCUUAAUCCUGAUGCGAUACAGGCACAGGAAUCUGUAUGAAGACUCCACCUGAACACUUUCAGCACAAACAACCUCCUUUAGAUGCUAAAGACGCAAACUAUCAAAGCUCAUCUCGUUAUACACAAAAACAUGAUCUAACAAAGCCAAGAUCAUAUCAGCAUCAAGACUCAUAACAACUGUCCAAAAACAAGUCCCCUGCGGUCGGAUGCUGCUGUUUGCCUGCUUUGGAAAGCACAGCUGUUCUUUUUUUUCCUCCCCUCUUUUUGACAAGAGCUGACUGUGCAAAAUAUGACUCAUCAGAACGGGAAGGCGGCCAAAAUGUUGUUGGCUAUAACUCUUCACAGGCAUUGUAAAGCGCAAACAAAAGAUCUUACCCUUCACCUGCUUGAGCGAGAAAACAGAGAUGGUUGUUUCGCUGCCAAAAAUACCAAGAAGCAACUUGUGCAUCGAAGCUUUCAGCAAGCGACGGAUUCCUAAACUAAACAGAAACCCGUUGAUCCACAGACUCGCAUGUUAUCUAGAAACGUUGGGGGAAUGGUAGAACACCUUUAAAGUUUUCGCUUUGAGGGCAGAUUUGAUUAAAAAUACUGAAAAUGUUGGA